Fonsecaea erecta is the source of this 1791-nucleotide messenger RNA. RefSeq lists its product as hypothetical. Lineage: Eukaryota; Fungi; Ascomycota; Eurotiomycetes; Chaetothyriales; Herpotrichiellaceae. Gene Ontology annotation, molecular function: protein tyrosine phosphatase activity. The transcript has 2 exons. The record is from RefSeq and is a predicted model, not a curated record. Bases 1 to 1791 code for a protein of 596 amino acids. Gene Ontology annotation, biological process: protein dephosphorylation.
AUGCCGCAAUCUUUGUCCCUGAGCACUCCGCCGCAGGGCUCCGUCAAGAGGCAACGGUCCCAAGAGAUGUCGGCCAACGUCUCCCGACCGGCUUCCAGUGGCCAAGGACAGUUCAACGGUGUGGCCGAGAAGCCGGAUGAGCUAGCAAAGCAGAUAAACCUCAAGAUUCCCGCCUACCUAAACAAAUCCCGAAGCAAGAUCGCAUCGGCAUUCCUGGAUUUGGAGUGGAAACAGAGAUACCGCCUCCAGCACGCCUCGCAGAACCCGCAGACGUCUCCGUUCCGGGUCGACCGCUCGUUGACCGUCAUCAGCCGCAAUCGCUAUGGCAAUGUUCAACCCUGGGAAUCUUCGAGAGUUAAAUUGAGAAAGCCGAUUGGAGGCUCCGACUAUGUCAACGCGUCCCCCAUCACCCUCAGGAGUCGCUUCGCCAGGAAGGCUCGCAGUGGCAGUUCAACUCCAGCAUCGACCGGGCAACCGCUUCCCACAAUGGCCCCAGUCGAAAGUAGUUACAUCGCCACUCAAGGUCCAAAGGAGGGCCAAUUCUCACACUUCUGGCACAUGGUUAUGCAAGAGACCCCAGGCGAGGUUGGCGUUAUUAUCAUGCUCACACAGCUCUAUGAAGGAAGCAAGGAGAAAUGCGCCCAGUAUUUCCCUCCCAACAUGGACAACCCCACGAUAAUUCUGCCUGCACAUGAGGAUGGUAGUGAUGAUGGAGACGCGGAGGCCCUGGACGACGGUGAUCCCUUCCUGGACUCCCCCCCGAGAAGCGCUGAGACUGAUAGUGUUGGAACAGAUGCCGACGACCCUCGAAGCGAGCCGCAAAAUGGCCCUGGGAAUGACGGACAGAAAGCUUCGGCCCAAGAGCAAGGUCAAAGUGGCUCCGUUACCCUCCUUUCGCUAGACUACGAUGCCAAGAUUGGCUGUGAGGUCCGCAAUCUUCGAUUGACCAUCGAUGGCGAAGCCAAAACAAUUUAUCAUUACCUGUUCCAUGGCUGGCCGGAUUUUGGCAAACCGGAGGCAGAAGAUCGCCGUGCUCUACUGGAACUGACCAGAGUGUCACGCGCAGUUGCGGGCGAGUCUCCACGAAUUGUGCAUUGCUCUGCCGGAGUUGGUCGGACAGGCACUUGGAUAGCACUGGACUUCCUCCUACAAGAGCUCGAAGCAGGUCGACUGGUCGAAUCCUCGCCUCCACAGACGGGCACGCAUACCCCGACCACGAAUUCCAACGACUCUGGUACAUGGGGCAGGAGCGGGCCUCCAAAAGCGAGCACGCCUGAUCCAAAGGAUGACGAAGAUCUCAUAUGGGAAACGGUGAAUACGCUCCGCGAACAGCGAAUGAUGAUGGUCAUGAACGAAUUGCAGUACAGUUUCCUCUACGAAGUUCUGAAGGAGGCGUUCAUUGACAAGUACGCGGAAAAGGAGACUGGGCCGGUCAUCAUUGAGGUGCAAGAGCCGAGCCCUAAAGUCGCGAGGAAAAGGUCACCUUUCGGCGGAAUGUUUCGUGGUGGUCGCGUGGGGAGGGUCAGGAGGGACGAAGACACGGUGUCGGCGGAUGGUGUCGAUAUGGGCGAAUCGGAAGCGGAAACAGAGAUCAUGGACAAAGAAAAAGCUGGCACGGAAACGGGUAUGGAUGGCCGUACCAACGCCGAGUCGCCGGAUGAUUUGGAGAGCCACGCACGCAAGGGUGGUGACGGAGACAAGGACCCAUAUGCCGCUGUGGCACCAGAGUCGAUCCGCGAGGGACAAGAGAAAAAAGAACAAAACGAGAUACGUGAGCAUGAAGUAAAGUGA